Molecule: messenger RNA, 1752 nt
Organism: Colletotrichum orchidophilum
Lineage: Eukaryota; Fungi; Ascomycota; Sordariomycetes; Glomerellales; Glomerellaceae
Exons: 2
Coding region: 1-1752 (583 amino acids)
Biological process (GO): dolichol-linked oligosaccharide biosynthetic process; glycolipid translocation
Cellular component (GO): endoplasmic reticulum membrane
Source: RefSeq, a predicted model, not a curated record
AUGGCAGCUUCCAAAGAACCACCUGUGCCCGUGUCCGCCCCGGUACACACAAACACCGACGCCAGCAAAACCGUCGUCCGCGGCGCCUCCCUCCUCAUCAUCCUCCAAAUCGGCUCCCGCGCCGUCACCUUCAUCGCAAACCAGCUCCUCCUCCGCUUCCUGACCGCCCGCCUUCUCGGCGUCUCGACCCAACUGGAAGUCUACUACCUCUCCGUGCUCUUCUUCGCCCGAGAAUCCCUGCGCGUCGCCGUCCAGCGCCAGGAAACCCAGGACCGUUCCGCGGGUUCUUCCCCCCCAAGCAGCGGCAGCAAAACGAAUGACGACAGUAACCUCAAAACCCGCGUCGGCCGCGAAAGCCAGGCCGUGAUCAACCUCGGCUACCUCGCCAUCCUCCUAGGCAUCUUCGUCACUGUCGGCCUGGGAUGGCUCUACCUCGCCUCCGUCGACGCGUCCACCGCCCAGACGCCAAACUUUUCCCUCGCCCUCCGUCUCUACGCCCUCGCCGCCGUCCUGGAGCUCCUCUCGGAACCCUGCUUCGUGCUCAUGCAGACCCGCCUGCGCUUCGGCACCCGCGCCACCGCCGAGUCCGUCGCCACCUUCCUCCGGUGCACAGUCACCUUCGCCACCGCCUUCUGGGCCUCCAGGGCCGGCGUCGAGUUCGGCGUCCUCCCCUUCGCCGUCGGCCAGCUCACCUACGGCGCCAGCCUGCUCCUCGUCUACCUCUGGUCCGCCUCCCGCCUCGCCCGCGCCGACGGCUUCUCUCUCCUCCCCACGAGCCUCGGCGGCGCCGGCGCCGGGGGAGAGGACUACCUCGCUUCCUACUUUUACCGGCCCACCGUCAGCCUGGCCUCCAGCAUGACGGCCCAGAGCCUCGUCAAGCACGUCCUCACCCAGGGCGACACCUUUCUCGUCUCCGUUCUGUCGACCCCCCAAUCCCAGGGCGUCUACGCGCUAGCCAGCAACUACGGGGGUCUGCUGGCCCGCCUCGUCCUCCAGCCCAUCGAGGAGAGCAGUCGCAGCUACUUUAGCCGUCUCCUCUCCUCCUCCUCACAGGAUGCAAAGACCAAGCCAUCAUCCAAGGACAACACAACAGCGACAACCACGGCAAGCCAGCACCUCCACACCCUCCUUAAAUUCUACCUUCUCCUCUCCUCCAUCAUCGUGAGCAUCGGCCCCGUCGCCGCGCCCCCGCUCCUCGCCCUCGUCGCAGGCCGGCGCUGGGCCGCCGAGGGCGCAGGCGACGUCCUCGCCGUGUACUGCUACUACCUGCCCCUCCUCGCCCUCAACGGCGUCUCCGAGUCCUUUGUCGCCUCCGUCGCCUCCGAGGCCCAGGUCCACCGCCAAUCCGCCUGGAUGGGCGCCUUCUCCGUCGCCUUUGGCUCGGCCGCCUUCGUCUUCAUGCGCGUCAUGGACCUCGGCGCCCAGGGCCUCGUCUAUGCCAACUGCAUCAACAUGCUGUGCCGCAUCGUCUGGAGCCUCGCCUUCACCAAGUCUUACUUUGCAGGGUUGGAAACGCCGUUUGAUCUCUUUUCGCUGCGGCCUAACGCCGUUACCUCUAUCGUCUGUCUAUCUGCGCCGCACCUCAUUAGGAGAUUCGCCGGGGUUGCCUCGGCGGGCGUUUCUGCCUCCCCUUUCAAGGACCUCGUCGCCAUCGGCUUAGCCGCCGUUCCCGUCGUACUUUUGAUACUCUUUGCCGAACGCAGAUUUCUCCUGCAGUGUUACAACUCGGCCCGCAGACAAAAAACUGCAUAG